AGUAAGUAUGUUAGCAUGUAGCAGUCAGAGUUAUAGCUAUAGCAAUUUCAGACGUCAGCAGACAAACGUCUGGGAAAUAAAUUCACAUUCAUAGCUCAUUCACAGAGUAGCCACAGUGUGGACAAGAACGGCACAGCAAUGGUGCAAAUAUCCCAAACGGAGGACGAAAUCAAAAUCUCCAUUGAACUCAACAGACUGGUGACACGCAAGCCGGACGUAGUGCUGCUGCCACAAUAUAUCAAAUUCAACAAUCCACCCAUAUUCUUUGAGCGUCAUCUGGCCCAGGAUAUUGACGAGCUGGCCAGCUUUUGUCGCAUUUUCAAGAAUGAAGCGCGCAUUGUGCUAAUCAAAAAGCAGCCUGGCAUUUGGCCAGAGCUAUUCCAAAAGCUGAGCAAGGAGUGUCUGCUGCAGAAGCGUCUGGAGAUAGCCGAUCUCAUAGUGGAGCGCAACAAGCAACGCGAUCAGCUGGCGCUGGAACGCUAUGAGAACAAGCGACGCACCGAAAUCGAAAAGGAAAUCAAGCGUGAGAGCGAUAUGAAAGAUCGUGUGAAGAAUUUCCAGCAGGCAUCUGUGCAGGAGGCGCUCAUGGUCGGCGGAAAGGAAACGCAUGCCAAGCCCCAUGGCAACAGCAACAACGAAAACUACAACAACAAUAGCAACUGCAAUUACAAACAAGGGACUGCAGCGGACAUUAGGCAAGCCACGCCCAUCACACGCUACCAACCCCCGACUGCGAUGACUGCAGUGCGUGGCAGCGGACGCAUAAGCAUUAGUUUCUCCGCUCAGCACAAGCGUGAGACACCCAAGCGCGAGUCGCAGGAGAAUAUACAGAUACCCUUCACCAUUCACGAUCGUCAAAAUGCCAAUCCCCAUGUGGAGAAGACAACGCCCAUGGAAACACUCGAUGAAUAGUAACAAGCAGAACAAUUUUUUUUUACAGUGUGUGUGCGUGUGUGGGGGUGUGAAUAUUGUCAAUAAACUUACACGCGUAAU
Drosophila busckii is the source of this 993-nucleotide messenger RNA. RefSeq names its product dynein assembly factor 4, axonemal (gene Dnaaf4). The record is from RefSeq and is a predicted model, not a curated record. The transcript has a single exon. NCBI's taxonomy places the organism in Eukaryota, Metazoa, Arthropoda, Insecta, Diptera, Drosophilidae. Bases 139 to 912 code for a protein of 257 amino acids. Gene Ontology annotation, biological process: outer dynein arm assembly; inner dynein arm assembly; cilium movement.